This is a messenger RNA of Fulmarus glacialis (Northern fulmar), 537 nucleotides long. It is a transcript of the gene MRPL32, whose product is annotated as mitochondrial ribosomal protein L32. The record is from RefSeq and is a predicted model, not a curated record. The annotation marks the transcript as partial. Gene Ontology annotation, cellular component: mitochondrial large ribosomal subunit. Gene Ontology annotation, biological process: translation. The transcript is spliced from 3 exons. Lineage: Eukaryota; Metazoa; Chordata; Aves; Procellariiformes; Procellariidae. Gene Ontology annotation, molecular function: structural constituent of ribosome.
UCUCCGCUACCGCGGCUUCGCGGUCUCCUUCAGCGCUGCUGGAGGCGGCUGGAGCGCGGCCUCUUGCCGGGUUUCUCCGGGGGCCAGAGCCCACCCUGGGGACCAGCACUUGCUGUCCAAGCUCCAGCUUUUCUUCCACAACCAGUAAACGAUACUAGGGAAAGUAAUGAGGCGCCAAGCCUGUUAGAGAGCAUCUCGUGGAUGGCGGCGCCAAAGAAAAGGCGCACCAUUGAAGUGAACCGCUGCAGGCGAAGAAAUCCCAAUAAGCUUAUAAAAGUAAAGAGGAACAUAGAUGUUUGUCCUGAGUGUGGAAACUUGAAACAGAAACACGUCCUUUGUGGCUAUUGUUAUGCAAAGGUCAAAGCAGAAACUCGGCUGAUACGGAUGGAAAUACAUAAAAAGGAAGGAGGACCAUUUAAUGCUCCAACUGUAGAGACUGUCAUCCUUUAUGAUGGAGAAAAGCCCACAGAAAAAGAUGAAGGCAAGCGGAUCAUUGAAAGAGCCAGAAAGCGUCCGUCUUGGUUUGUUCAAAAUUGA